Molecule: messenger RNA, 3707 nt
Organism: Asparagus officinalis (garden asparagus)
Lineage: Eukaryota; Viridiplantae; Streptophyta; Magnoliopsida; Asparagales; Asparagaceae
Product: kinesin-like protein KIN-8B
Exons: 16
Coding region: 864-3266 (800 amino acids)
Biological process (GO): microtubule-based movement
Molecular function (GO): microtubule binding; microtubule motor activity; ATP binding
Source: RefSeq, a predicted model, not a curated record
AAUAACCUCUCAUUUUCUAAUCAGUUGAAAAUCUUUUGCGACAGCGAAUCUCGAUACCGAUCGGCGACUGAUCUUCCUCCAAACACUCACCAACUUGACGGCGGUCAGCUUCUCCGCGGAGCCCGGGACCGCUCCCUCUCUCUACCUUCCUCCAUUUAAUUAAGUAAAGAUCUGCAUUAAAUUAGAUUAAAUUGAACUGAACCCCAAUUCCCCACCAUCUGCAGUCCGACGUCUUUGUUUCCGUUUUCGUGUCGGUGGCGUUUAUCUAACGCUAGGGUCUUUGCUUGGCGGCUCUUGGAUCUUUUCCUUGUUUAGGUAGGGUUUUGCGCGCUUGUGUGGUUGCUCGAGGAGCUUGGAAACGGAGAUCAAUGGAGUUGAGCUAGCUUGUAUUCGGCGUGGCUGGAGAUUUUGACUGCUCGAUUUAGGGUUACUGUUCUUGCUAAGCUCUGUGAGCUUAUUGAAGGGAAUGCCGGGGUGCUUCCGUGGUUAAUUUAUUGGCUUAGGGUUCAAAAUUUUGGUGAAAUCGAGCAUUUUGGCGGAAAUGUUUUGAUUUUUUUGGGUAAAUUUCAGAGGAGGUUAUGUGGUGCUUGAUUCAAGGUGCAUUUUUUUUUUGGAUUUUGACUCUGAAAGUUUCCUCCACGUACGAGAUUCAGAUUUGGGAAUUUUGAGGGUUUGCUGAUGGACAAUGGAGAGGGGUUUUUGUUGCUUGGAUGAAAUUGUGCAAACUGUGGAUUUGUAAUUGAAUGUGUAUCAUUUGGGCAAUUCUAAGGGCAAAUACUGAAAUUGUGAUCGAUCCUAGCGAUAUUAAAGGAAUUGCAAUUGAUUUACGUGAAAGAAUUUCCUGACACGUGAAUGAUCCAGUCAUGCCAAGUAUUAAAGCACCAGCCUCAAAACAGACCGCAACCCUAUCAGUGGCUGUGAAAUGCAGGCCCCUGACGGAGGGAGAGAAGCGGAGAAGCAGACAUAUCAUUCAAGUUACAGACGAAAAGGGUUUAGUUGUUUUAGACCCCGACUUGUCAAAGGACUACCUAGAUCGGAUACAGAAUCGAACAAAAGAGAGAAGAUAUUCAUUUGAUCAUGUGUUUGGACCUGAAUGUACAAAUGGGGAUGUUUAUAGGAAUAUCUCUUCAACAAUUGCUGGGGUUGUUCAUGGCCUUAAUGCAACUGUUUUUGCAUAUGGUUCAACUGGAAGUGGCAAAACUUACACAAUGGUUGGGACACGUAAUGAUCCUGGACUCAUGGUUCUUAGCUUACAUACUAUAUUUGACCUUAUAAAAGAGGACAAGAGCUCAGACACAUUUGAAGUCGCAUGUUCAUAUCUCGAAGUCUACAAUGAAGUCAUCUAUGACUUGCUUGAAAAAUCAUCAGGACACCUGGAGCUCAGAGAAGAUCCAGUAAAUGGCAUAAUAGUUGCUGGUUUAAGAAGUAUUAAGGUCCAUUCAGCUGACAGAAUCCUUGAACUGUUGAAUGUUGGUAAUAGCAGACGUAAAACAGAAAGCACAGAGGCAAAUGCAACUUCAUCACGAUCCCAUGCCGUGCUGGAGAUUACUGUGAAAAGAAAACAGAAAAACCAAUACAAGAGUCAAGUUCUCCGUGGAAAACUUGCCCUAGUUGAUCUUGCUGGAAGCGAGAGAGCUUCCGAAACAAAUAAUGGGGGGCAAAAGCUUAGAGAUGGAGCCAAUAUCAACAAGUCACUCCUUGCUUUAGCAAAUUGUAUAAAUGCCCUGGGAAAGCAUCAGAAGAAGGGCCUUGCAUAUGUUCCUUAUCGCAAUAGCAAACUGACACGGAUUCUGAAGGAUGGACUUAGUGGAAAUUCUCGAACUGUCAUGGUAGCUACAAUAUCACCUGCUGAUGAUCAGUAUCACCAUACAGUCAACACCCUGAAGUAUGCUGACCGAGCUAAAGAGAUCAAGACACACAUCCAUAAAAAUAUCGGGACAGUUGAUACUCAUGUUGAGGACUACCAAAGGAUGAUUGAGAAUCUCCAGGUUGAGGUUUGUCAGCUGAGAAAAGAACUAGCAAAGAAGGAUUUUCAGCUAAGUGUCAAACCAUUUGAAAAGGCAGCUGAUGAUGAGCUAUCUUGGUUGAACAUUCUAAGCCAUGAAACCAGUGAAAAUGUUCAGGAGCGCAUCAAUCUACAGAAGGCAUUGUUUGAGCUUGAAGAAACCAAUCUUCGGAACCGUAUUGAGCUCCAACACCUUGAUGAUGCUAUUGCCAAACAGCAGGUCACCGAAAAAAAUGGAACAAUAGUUCAAGCAUUCAGAUCAAGGAGACAAGUUAUUCUUGAUAACAUACGCGACAAUGAUGAAGCUGGUGCCACUUACAAGAAGGAUAUUGAAGAAAAUGAGAAACGCCGUUGCCAGCUCCAAAAUAUGAUUGAGGAAGCAAUCAGUAACAAUGGCAAUAAAACCUACUUGCAUAUUCUCAGUCAGUAUAGGCUGUUGGGAAUGGCCAAUACUGAGCUUCAGUUUGAAAUGGCCAUGCGUGAUCAAGUAAUACACAAUCAAAGAGAAGCCUUGAGAAAUCUGUGGAACAUGCUCUUGGGUUUAGGACUCAAGCAGAAGCAAAUAAUGGAUCUUGCUGCUAGACAAGGGGUAACCAUUGAAGACUGGACAGUUCCUAAUUCUUCUAUUUCAAUUGGCACGAAACACUCUCCGUCUUUUGCUCAUGAAUUAUCACCUUCCAUGCCAUAUCCUGUUGUCAAUGGGAAUCCUCAUACCUCCAUGGCUUGUGUUUUUCAGCAUCACCAAGAUUUCUGUUCGACAUCUUAUUUCAAAGGUCAUUGUGAUACUCAAACUGUAUGCAGGCAGGAAAGUCGUAGCUCCUACUAUUUGCUGUCACAUGAUAACCCUCACUUGAAGCAUUGUACAAGCAGAAAGCCUGAGACAUGUUUCGCCACUCCUGAAAAGCUUGUCAUUGAUAAAUGCAGCUCUUAUUCUCCAACUGAAACUGAGGCAUGCGUAUGCCAUGAAGCAAGCUUUACGUCAGCAUCUUGCGGCAAUGGUGGUCACCAAGCAAAGGAACCAUGCUUUGAAAAUGGGCAAAAGCAGCAGGAAGACUCUACACCGGGACCAGAUAAUUGUCACGAGUGUGAAGAAUCUGCGAGACAUGCCGGAAUGCCUCAAUCUUUACUUCGAAUCCCUUCAACCAAGUUUGUAAUUUCUGGUGUUACCAAUUCCCACAAUUAUUGCUGUCCAGAAUUGUCCAAAAUACAAUCACCCUAUAAGAAAGUUGUGCCAAGGAGCUCUAAUCUUCCUGGGUCCUAAACUGAAUAUGAAAAAAAAAGGAUGUGUUCUUUUAUUUGUUUUAUCCCUUCCCCUGUAUAGUGUCUGUAGCAAAAUGUAGGUUCAACACGAAGUUAUAUGAGCUCCUAGUGGGCGUUAACCCUGUCCAGUUGUUAGUUUGGUUAGUAGUUUUUGUUAGGUCAAUUUUCAUGAGCAUUGAUUCUCAGCUUAGAUCCAGUCCGAUACGGUGAGUCGGGAGAUUUGUGGGCUCCUUUUGUAAGUGUUGUAUGAUCCACGGCCUUGUUUUGAUUGGAAAGAGAUGGUACGAGCGGAUAUGUUGCUAUUUGUAAACAUUUAUUCAGUUCAUUUAACCCUUUCUCACAACGAUGUUAUUGCGUUGUGUUUUGUAGUACGGUACUAACUUGCGGCCAGAUGUUAUUCCUGAGCCACCUGCUAAGUUUACGUGCGUUCAUAUUAUUGGUA